Molecule: messenger RNA, 1889 nt
Organism: Apaloderma vittatum (bar-tailed trogon)
Lineage: Eukaryota; Metazoa; Chordata; Aves; Trogoniformes; Trogonidae
Product: myosin heavy chain, skeletal muscle-like
Exons: 11
Cellular component (GO): myosin complex
Source: RefSeq, a predicted model, not a curated record
AUGCCGUUGUCUCCCCAGGCCAAGAACGCCCUGGCCCACGCCUUGCAGUCUGCUCGCCACGACUGUGACUUGCUGCGGGAGCAAUAUGAGGAGGAGCAGGAAGCCAAGGGGGAGCUGCAGCGCGCCCUGUCCAAGGCCAACAGCGAAGUGGCCCAGUGGAGAACCAAAUACGAGACGGACGCCAUUCAGCGCACGGAGGAGCUGGAGGAGGCCAAGAAAAAAGUCUCUCAGUGUCUCCAGGAAGCAGGACAGCAGGCAGAGAUCGUGAAUUCAAAGUGUGCCUCCUUGGAGAAGGUGAAGUUGAAGUUGCAGGGGGAGGUGGAGGAUCUGACAGUGGAUAUAGAGAGAGCAAACGCAUUGGCAGCUGCCCUUGACAAGAAACGGCAGAACUUUGAUAAGGUUGUGGCAGAGUGGAAGAAAAAGUAUGAGGAGAGCCAGCUGGAGAGAGAAGCUCUCUCUAAGGAAUCACGCUUGCUGAACACAGAGGUUUUUAAAGUGAAAAAUGCCUACGAGAAAACCUUAGAUCAGUUUCAAACAAUCAAACGGGAGAACAAAGGUCUCAAGCAGGAAAUAGCUGAUCUGACUGAACAAAUUACUGAAAAUGGCAAAAUGAUCAGAGAAUUGGAGAAAGCCAAAAAGCAAGCUGAAGCAGAAAAAUCUCAACUGCGGUUAGCUCUGGAAGAGGCAGAGGCAACUCUUGAGCAUGAAGAGGUCAAAAUCCUUGGUGUCAACCAAGAACUGACUCAGGUUAAGUCAGAAAUUAGCAGAAGGAUUGCUGAGAAAGAUGAAGAGAUCAGCCAGCUAAAAAAGAACCAUGAGAGGACUGUGGAGACAAUGCAGGGUGUUUUGGAUGCUGAGAUCAGGAGCAGGAACGAAGCCCUGCGGCUGAAGAAGAAGAUGGAGGGAGACCUGAAUGAAAUGGAGAUCCAGCUGAGCCAUGCCAACCGCCAGGCUGCUGAGGCCCAGAAACACCUGCACAGCAUCCAGGGAGUUCUCAAGGACACGCAGCUGCACUUGGAUGAUGCUCUCAGGACUCAGGAGGACCUGAAGGAGCAGGUGGCCAUGGUGGAGCGCAGAGCAAACCUGCUGCAGGCUGAAGUGGAGGAGCUUCGGGCAGCCCUGGAGCAGACGGAGCGCUCGAGGAAAGUGGCCGAGCAGGAGCUGCUGGAUGCCUCUGAACGUGUGCAGCUGCUCCAUACCCAGAAUGCCAGCCUUUGUCAUACAAAGAAGAAGCUUGAAACCGAUAGGGCACAAAUCCAAACUGAGAUGGAAGAUAUUACUAAUGAAGCAAAAAAUGCUGAAGAAAGAGCAAAGAAGGCAAUCACAGAUGCAGCCAUGAUGGCAGAAGAGCUGAAGAAGGAGCAGGACACCAGCGCCCACCUGGAGAGGAUAAAGAAGAAUCUGGACCAGACAGUGAAGAACCUGCAGCAUCGUUUGGAUGAAGCUGAGCAGUUGGCUCUGAAGGGAGGCAAGAAACAGCUCUUGAAGCUGGAGGCCAGGAUAAGAGAGUUAGAAACUGAGCUGGAAGAAGAACAUAAACAAUCUGCGGAGGCUAUGAAAAACAUCCGCAAAUAUGAGCGGCAUAUCAAAGAGCUUACUUUCCAGAAUGAAGAAUACAGGAAGAAUAUGGUGAGGUUACAAGAUCUGGUAGAUACAUUGCAGAUGAAAAUAAAAUCCUACAAAAGACAAGCUGAGGAAGCUGAUGAGCAAGCCAAUACUAAUCUCUCCAAAUUCAGAAAAGUGCAGCGUAAGCUAGAAGAGGCGGAGGAAAGGGCAGAUAUUGCUGAGAGUCAAGUGAACAAGCUCAGAGCUAAAUCCCGAGAAAUCCCUUCUCCAAAGGUAAGCCUUUAUUGCAGGAGGCAGCUCUGCAGCUUGUACUGCCCACUCAG